UUUCUGGACAUAUAAAUUUUUCUCGAAUUAAUUAAUGACCUAAUAAUAAUUUCCAUUUUCCUAUAAGUACCUCCUUAGCUCCGCCUCAACCUCAACUGAGCGUUUGCACAUAUCUAUAAUACUAAAGUAACAAACAUGGCUGGUGAAGCUGAUGCCUACAGAUCUUUCCUGCAUGGUCAAGAAGAGCAGAGCACCCAGUGGAGACAUGGCGCCCCUCCCACUUACCAUGUCGUCAACAAGCUCUUCGAAGAAGGCCGAACCAAGGAAUGGCCAAAAGGGUCUCUGGAAGAAACAGUUCAGAAUGCUGUGAAGUCAUGGGAGAUGGAGGUGUCCCACAAAACUCGCUUGCAAGAAAUCAGGAGCAUUAACCCAGAAAAGUUCAGGCUCUUCGUCAAUGGGAGGGAGGGAUUAACUGGGGAAGAGAUUCUGGAGCUGGGGACCUACAAUGCGCUGCUGAAGAACAAUCUGCCAGAGGAGUUUAAGUACUACAACGCGGAGGAGGAGAGCUUCGAGUCGUCGCACGAGAUUUUCCGGUCGGUCUUCCCUCGUGGGUUCGCGUGGGAGGUGGUGGCCGUCUACUCCGGGCCGCCGCUGAUCGCUUACAAGUUCAGGCACUGGGGUUUCUUCGAGGGGCCCUUCAGAGGCCAUGCUCCCACCGGCGACAUGGUUGAGUUCUAUGGCCUUGGAGUCCUCAAGGUUGAUGAAUCACUGAGGGCAGAAGAGGUGGAAGUGUACUAUGAUCCAGCGGCACUGUUUGCAGGCCUGCUGAAGCAUGGAAAAUGAUAAAGAUAAACCUCUGCAACCAAGUCUCUACCCAUUCCCCACACAUAAAUAAAAUUCUUUUUCCUUAUGCAGGGAAAACAAAUCUCUUACCGCCAUGUUUAGUUUGUGAAUGGAAUGAAAGUAGCGAGGAAAUAUAAUGAAAAUUUGAAUGAAAUCAUGACAAAAUAUUUAUCAUGAUAAAUUCUAUUUCAUUUUUCUCGAUUCUAUUCUACUCUUAUGUAUAUGUAUGAACUUGUCAUCGAAGAAAAAGAAAUAUUGAAAAAAUUAGAAAGACCAA
Messenger RNA from Malania oleifera, 1060 nucleotides. Its product is annotated as pathogen-related protein. The transcript is spliced from 4 exons. Lineage: Eukaryota; Viridiplantae; Streptophyta; Magnoliopsida; Santalales; Ximeniaceae. The record is from RefSeq and is a predicted model, not a curated record. Bases 136 to 783 code for a protein of 215 amino acids.